Messenger RNA from Perca fluviatilis (European perch), 1301 nucleotides. RefSeq names its product zinc finger C2HC domain-containing protein 1C-like. The transcript is spliced from 2 exons. Lineage: Eukaryota; Metazoa; Chordata; Actinopteri; Perciformes; Percidae. The record is from RefSeq and is a predicted model, not a curated record. The coding region runs from base 114 to 1013 and encodes 299 amino acids.
ACCAAAGGAGUGAGGAGCAGAGGCACAACAGGGGACAAGCAGAGAGGGGAAACGCUCAGACAUUAACCAGGCUGGCUGAGCAGAAAAAGAGAGAAUCAGAAAGAAAAAGAGAAAUGAUGAUGCAAGAAAGAAGACAGGAGGAUGUCAAGCAACUUAUGAACAGGCGAGAUCAGAGUAACGAGGACAGAAUAAGGAAUACACAUGAAGAAGAAAGGGCCAGGUGGAAAAUAAGAGAUAAAGAAGACGCACAGAGUUCCCAGGCACAUAGAAAAGGUCAUAAAGGUACUCAUCAGAUCACAGCUCAUGUGCAAAAAGUGAGUGGAGAGCUUAACAUUUCUAGGUGGAAAAAUGUGAACGAGCAUACAAGAAGAAGAAGAAAAGGAGGGGAGGAAAAAGAUAAUGGCGUUUGGGGAGAGACAGGUGUAAAGUCACAGUAUGGAACAGAGAAAGCAAAAGAAAGAGAACAAAAUACAACCUCCAUGCCCGAUAAAGGUUCGACAAGAGAAAGAAAAUAUAGGGAAAGGACAUGUAAGGAGGUGUACGGUUCAGACGAUGAGCGAGACAUGCCUCAAAUUAAUCAACAGAAAACGUCUUAUAAAGUUGCAACAGAAAACCACAGAGGUGCAGGACUUAAGCACUCUGUGGGACUACUGCUUCCACCAGUUUCUCAUCCGUCUCAUUUCAGCAGACCGGAGCAGGAGGAGCUCAGACAGGAAGUUAGCACAGGCACAGGCCUCCAGCUCCUUCCUUGCAGAAUCUGCGACAGAAAGUUUGCAAGCGAAAGAUUACAGAAGCAUAUGCAAAUCUGUAAAAAAGUGAAACAAUCACAUCGUCAAGUCUUCAACUCCUACGUUAAUAGGACCAAGGGAUCGGCCAUAGAGCAGUUCUGGAAAACCCACAGCAAGAGUCCAGAGGAUUUAAAGAACCAAAGACAGAACCACAUGGCAAACACAAGGAAUCUGCAUGAGGGUCGACUCCCAGCUGGAACCUCACAACCCAAACGGCCCAAGUGAGCCGACCAGACCAAACCCAGACACUUUGGCCCUGGACCACUGGAACAAGAAAUCCUCAGCUGUCAACACACCCAUCACCAUCUCAUUAGUCAGUAUAGUCUCGGAAUUUUUUGAUUUAAUCCCUUGUAUGAAUUUUGUUACAUUGUUUGACUAUAUUCUAUAUUAACUAAACAGAACCAUCUAAAAUAGUUUUAGAUCUUUACAAGAAUAGCUCGUUACAUAAUACAUUUCACUGAAAUUGUAUUUUAUGAUUUUCACGUGACAAAUAAAUGGAUUAAUAUCAACAAA